Molecule: messenger RNA, 309 nt
Organism: Funneliformis mosseae
Lineage: Eukaryota; Fungi; Glomeromycota; Glomeromycetes; Glomerales; Glomeraceae
Source: the annotation of a GenBank genome assembly
AUGUCUUACUUCAUUAAAGCACGUAUCGCGUUUAUCGAGUAUUUGAUACAAUAUACGCUGAUUAUAUUGAAAGAGCUUGAACCACCAUCUGACAUACUUAAUCGAGACGUUACAUUGGUUGAUCAUUUAGAAAGCAUCAGAAGAGUUCCAAACUUUCCAAUCGCUAGUUGUUUGGAUGAUGUUAUACCGCCUUCACAUGUACUCCGAAGGCAUCCAACAUUUGGCAAACCGAAUGUUCCUAUUUUAGUCAAACAAUUUCACUUUCUUGUAAUGAAUGGAGAAACGGUCAGACUGAAACGUUUAAGCUAA